AUGGCGACUGAGUAUAAGAUCAAAGGUCUUUCCGGUCUAGACUUGAAAAGCGGGGAAAAGCGUGAGGUAGAACUUGAAGGCAUUGAAAAUGGCAAGGUCCUACUGGCAAAAGUCGGCGAGAAAACAACUGCUCUGAGUCCCAAUUGCACUCAUUACGGGGCGCCACUGAAAUUCGGCGUGCUUACACCGGACGGGAGAUUGACCUGCGCCUGGCAUGGAGCUUGUUUCAAUACUAGCACCGGCGAUGUCGAAGACGCUCCUGCACUCGAUCCACUGGCCACCUUUGACAUUGUGGAGAAGAAUGACGGAGUGUAUAUAAAAGGCGAUGAGCAGACCAUCAAGGUGAGCAGGAGACAGCCAAACACGAGAUGCUCGCCUCAAGGUCAGGAGAAGAUCGUCGUGGUGGGAGGUGGUAGCGGCGCGGUUGGAGCCAUCCAGGCUCUCCGAGAGCAAUCAUAUAAAGGCAGCAUAACUUUGAUUUCCAGCGAACCAAAUCUCCCAAUCGAUCGUACAAAGCUAUCGAAAGCCCUAAUUGCAGACGCCUCGAAAGUGGAACUCCAUACACGAGAGUGGUACGAUGACGCUGCUAUUAAAACCGUCUCAGAUAAAGUCUCAAGUGUGGAUUUCAAGGCCAAGACCGUCUCGACUUCGUCCGGCAAGUCUUAUCCAUAUACCAAACUCAUUCUGUCAACGGGUGGUGUGCCCAAAGCGCUCCCACUCCCAGGUUUCAAAGACCUCAACAACAUCUUUCUACUCCGAAGCAUCCCUGACGUUCAAGAAAUUCUGAAGGCCGUAGGCGAGCAGAAGCAGAAGAAGAUCGUCGUCAUUGGCUCCUCUUUCAUCGGCAUGGAGGUCAGUAGUGCCCUGGCCAAGGAGAAUGACGUCUCCGUAGUUGGCAUGGAAUCCACUCCACUCGAACGAGUCAUGGGCGCCAAAGUCGGGAAGAUAUUUCAGUCCAACAUAACUAAAGCUGGUGUCAAAUUUCUUAUGAGUGCUUCGGUCGACUCGGCCGUGCCAUCGUCGUCCGAUUCCAAAUCCGUCGGAUCUGUCAAAUUGAAGGACGGCACCAAUCUGGAGGCUGAUCUUGUUGUUCUUGGGGUUGGAGUUGCUCCAGCCACACAGUAUCUUCAAAAUAACGCUGCGGUGCAAUUAGAGAAGGAUGGGUCCCUCCAAACCGACGAAUCGUUCGCCGUAAAAGGCAUCCCGGACGUUUACGCCAUUGGCGACAUUGCCACAUUCCCGUAUCACGGCCCCGGUUCCGACGGCACACUCACUCGAAUCGAGCACUGGAAUGUGGCACAAAACGCCGGCCGAUCUGUAGCGGGCUCGAUUGCCUCAGGUGGAAAAGCGAAACCAAAGAAUUUUAUUCCCAUCUUUUGGUCUGCGUUGGGCGGUCAGCUCAGGUACUGCGGAAACACUCCCAAUGGGUGGGAUGACCUAGUAUUGCAAGGUGAGCCAGAGAAUGGAAAGUUUGCGGCUUUUUACGGGAAAGGCGAUACGACUGUCGCGGUGGCAAGUAUGAUGAUGGACCCGGUCAUGUCGCAGAGUGCGGAACUGAUGAAGAGGGGCAAAAUGCCAGGGUUGAAGGAGUUAAGAGGGGGCCUAGACGUGAGGGAUGUUGAUCUGUCGAAAUUGUGA
This is a messenger RNA of Bacidia gigantensis, 1638 nucleotides long. RefSeq lists its product as uncharacterized. Gene Ontology annotation, molecular function: flavin adenine dinucleotide binding; 2 iron, 2 sulfur cluster binding; oxidoreductase activity, acting on NAD(P)H. The coding region runs from base 1 to 1638 and encodes 545 amino acids. Gene Ontology annotation, cellular component: cytoplasm. The transcript is spliced from 3 exons. NCBI's taxonomy places the organism in Eukaryota, Fungi, Ascomycota, Lecanoromycetes, Lecanorales, Ramalinaceae. The record is from RefSeq and is a predicted model, not a curated record.